AUGCCACCACACCCUAAUAUCGUGAGCUUAAAGGGUACGUACGAAGAUGAUAAUGGUGUUCAUUUGGUUAUGGAGUUAUGUGAGGGUGGCGAAUUGUUUGAUCGGAUUAUUGCCAAAGGACAUUACACUGAGAGGGCAGCUGCGGGUGUGACAAAAACCAUUGUUGAGGUUAUUCAGAUGUGCCAUAAGCAUGGUGUGAUGCAUCGUGAUCUUAAACCAGAGAACUUCUUGUUUGCAAACAAGAAAGAAACUGGAGCCUUGAAGGCUAUUGACUUUGGGUUAUCUGUUUUCUUUAAACUAGGAUCUGAACAAGGUGUUGCACAGGCAAUCAUUAAAUAUGUUGUUGAUUUCAAGAGGGAUCCAUGGCCAAAGAAACUUGGCCAUCAAAUCGCUGAUGCAGAUCUUCAAAUACUUAUGGGAGUGGGCGAUGUUGACAAAGAUGGAUUCUUGAAUUAUGGUGAAUUUGUGCCGAUUUCGAUUCACUUAAGAAAGAUGGGAAAUGAUGAUCAUCUUAAAGAUGCUUUUGCAUUCUUUGAUAAAAACCAAAGUGGAUACAUAGAGGUUGAAGAGUUAAGGGAAGCCUUAGCUGAUGAAGAUGAAGCCAAUAAUGAAGAAGUCAUUUCCGCCAUCAUUCAUGAUGUCGACACUGAUAAGGAUGGAAAGAUUAGUUUUGAGGAAUUCACGACGAUGAUGAAGACAGGAACAGAUUGGAGAAAAGCAUCGCGACAGUACUCGAGAGAGAGAUACAAUAAUUUGAGCUUGAAAUUGUUCCAAGAUGCAUCAUUGGAUUUAGGCAAUGAGGAAAGAUGA
This is a messenger RNA of Lactuca virosa, 810 nucleotides long. The record is from the annotation of a GenBank genome assembly. Lineage: Eukaryota; Viridiplantae; Streptophyta; Magnoliopsida; Asterales; Asteraceae.